Molecule: messenger RNA, 8933 nt
Organism: Phalacrocorax carbo (great cormorant)
Lineage: Eukaryota; Metazoa; Chordata; Aves; Suliformes; Phalacrocoracidae
Source: RefSeq, a predicted model, not a curated record
UCACUUUCUGUUUUUUUUUCUCCCCCCCGCUGCCGGCCCCGGCCCUGCCUCUCCGCCCGCCCAGCCCCGUCCCUCCGCAGCGCCCUUUUACUUCCUGGGGCCGGCGAAUGGCGGCGGCUCGUAUCGCGCCCGCCCCGCAUCGCUUGAGCCCACCGGCCCGCCCGGCCCGGUAGCGCCGCACCCUCCCGGGGCCCCGCCGGGAGCGGAGCCGCGCCGAGGGCCGGGCGGGGCGGUAUGCGGGCGGCGUGAGGGCCGGGUGCGGUGGGGGAACGGCGAGGAGAGGAGCCUCGGCCAUGGGAGAGCGGCAGGAUGAGGAAAUCGGCGGGCCGGGCACGGGUUUUCAUCCAGAAUCGGAAGAGUCGAGUUCCCUUUUGCAGACGGCGGUUUCAGUGCUGCAGAGCUCCUACUUGUACUCCACAUCUCAGGACGGUUUUCAGUACAGCCAAGCGAUUCUGGUGGAAAAUGAUGUUUUCCUAAGUGAGCUCCAAGCUUUUGCCCAAGCAAAGGAAGCCGCUGGGUACAGCCAGGAGGAGCUGGAAGAGACCUUUGCAUUUCUCCUGUUUGAUAAUGAAGAAGAGGCAAAAGAGGUGUGUCAGACAGGCCUCCGUGUGAACAGCAGUUCUAUUUCCACACUUGGUGACCCAGCAAAAGGAGUUUAUAUUUCCAAGUAUGCAGACUGUCUUCAUCCGAGACCCUGGUAUCAUGGAAAAUCAGGCUAUAUUGUCAUUUGUAAGCUAAUUAAGGGGAAAGUCAAGGUGGUAUCUGAGAAUUACACAACGAGCUAUACCUGCCCAUCUCCUGGCUAUGACUGCCACGUCGCUGUGAGCAGAAACAGCAUAACGUCAAAGACCAGCCACUGCCAGGCCUUCGAGCAGAGCCAGUAUUACAUGUACGAAGUGUCCGAUGGCAGCACUGCAGAGCGGCCCAGGCAGAUCUGCCCGUACAUAGUCAUCGCCUGCCAGUACAGGGAGCCGAAGGAAAUGUCCGUCUUAGCUAUAGAGAGCCUACCUGAGCUUAACCACAAAGCGUUGUACUGUCCAUGGAGGGGGCAGCUCUCCAUCCGGGGCCAGCUUUUGUGCAACAUCGCCCUGAGGACCCCGUACAGCUCCACGAUUCCAGCCCAGCUGCCUCCCAACCUGGACAUUAACCAUGUCAUGGGUUUGUCCGACUUGAAGAAAAAGCUACCAGAAGCUGCAUUUGGGAAAAAAAAUUACACUGAGAAUGAAGUUUGCUUUAAGGGUGUUUACUUCAGUCUAUAUGAAGUAGAAAUAUCAAAAAAGGAUAAAUAUAAAAUGGAUCAGUUAGUAGAAAAUCUAAAGGAAAAAGACGUGGCAAUCAUCAAAUAUUUACAAGAUCAAGGAGUCCUUAUCCUCCUCACGUCCUCUGCCUUGGCACGAGAUGAUGGAUUCGACCCUAAGGAGCCUGUCAGCCUCCUGGCCCUGUUUCUGUUCACCUCCUCCCGGUCGGUGUGCCUGAGAGUUGAAAAGCACGAUCCAAAAGGUGAAAGGGAAGAUAGUGACGAUAGUGACAUCUCAUUAAAAAUAGCCUCAGUUUUGCCUGGACUUCACUAUGCCUUACAGAAAGCUAGCUUUUCUUCAUGGGGGGACACAGUCAGUACCAGCGCAUGUAUCAAACAGCACUUCCAGGAAUACGCAAAGCUUGAUCAAAAUCCACAGCCUGCCUUUGGUCACACCAGCGAAGUUCCCUCUUCUUCUCUCCUCUCACCAAUGGAGGAUGAACGUACUAAUCCCUUCAGAAAACGCUCGGAGCAGUCCUUCUCCCAGCUGCAGCGUUACCUCUCCGACCCCAGCAGCUACACUCUUGAAAUGUCGGCUGCCGUAGGAUGUUUGACUGGUGCCGUUCAGUCCCUUUGCUGCGAUUCAGAGGCCGAUUGUAAAGCGGACUUCUCUUCAGCUGUGCCACCAGAUCCUGUUCCUCCCAACACAGCAGUGGAAAUAAAAGCCAGAAGUGAAAACCCAAAGCUCGUAGUGGGGCUGGACCAGAGUGGUGAAGGGCCCACAAAAGACAUCAACUCAGCCAGCAAGCUACGGGUGCAGCAGAGCAGGAGGAAAUCCAGCCGAGCAGUUGUGACCAGCACCAGGAAGAAAUGGUCACCCCUCAAGAUGCAAAUGCAUCCUAUGGGGGACAGUGGCAGGAAAGCAACCAAGAAGAAGAAAAUCAGCUUAAAUUUCUCUUUUCCUAAAAAGCCAGGGCUCAUGGCCAGUUCCAACGAGCCCAUGCUUAAAUUAGCCAAUUUGCAGUUUCCACACAGAAGGAAAAGAGGUGCAGAGGUCCUGUCUGCAGAAUUUGUGCACAAAACGCAGUCUGAACCUGUCCAGAAGGAAACCUCAGCUCACAACGAUUCUGGCUUGGAAACAAAGAGACCAAAGACACUGAAGAACCCAGACAUGAAAAAGGUUCCUGUUGCUGAGACCGUCACGAAGCCAGUGAAAAGUAAGAUGCUAAAAAGCGUGGCUAACAUCCCAUUGAAACCUCAAGCCAAAAAGCAAGCAGAAAGUGAGUGGAAGGAGCCAUUCUCUGUCCUCCCAAGCGAAGUUCCUUCCCAGUGCUACGGAGCAGAUAGCCAAAUGAGUGAGAUCCACCCGGGCGGCAUUGCUGAUCUCGGUUUCGAUGUGAAGGGGAACGACUAUGAGUCCCACGCCUUGAACUUGCUGGCUGAUCUGGCUCUGGGUUCUUGUAUUCCUUCGUUUAUCCCCAGGGACAACAGGAUGAUCGCUGUGUCCUGCAGCCCCUCCAGCGACUCUGCAAAGGAGCAGCAGAGUCCACGCACGCACAAAUCCUUGCGUGUUGCUUCUGACCAUGAAUACCACAGGGUGGACAAGCUUGCAAAGGGAGCCGCCUCUCUUAGCAAAGCAUCGCCGAACCAGAAGCUUAUUCCUGCUGAACAAAUAGACUUAAAUGACUUGGCCUCUAUUUCCAGGGAGAAAAGCCCUGGGAUUUUCAGCAAGAACAACAGUGCAAGCCCCAGCCCUCCAAAACCCCAUGAGUUGCCUCCAAGAGAGACUCAAGAAUCUGACAAGGUGAACAUGCACUCUUUCAUCUCUGCCGAGCACUCGUACGCCUCGCAGAUGCCUGAGCACUCAAAGAAACACAUGUAUCCCCGAGGUGCCCCCUACCCUGGGCCAGCACCCUCCAGAAAUGGGACCAGGAAUACCCGAGCAGGACCCCUGGUUGGGAAAGUCCUACCUUUCCGCCACCAGCAGAACAGCACCCACCACCCCCAACCCUUUGAGGCUGUGAUGAUGAGGCGCAGGAGCAGCCUGCUCUCCCGCAGGCUGAAGGAGGACUUUGUUAAGUCCCACACAGUGAACAUCUGCGGUGAGUCCGUGAAGGUGACGUGCCAUUGGGAGGCAGAGUAUGUCUUCGAUUUGGACAGCAGGUACACCAAAGAUGCCCUGGAGAAAACUGUAAUCCGCGCCCUGCAUGGGCCCUGGGACCCUGAUCUGCCUGACGACAUGGAAGAGAUGAAACUGAUACUUCAUAUGUGGGUGGCUCUCUUCUACAGCAAACCCAGCAAACACCUGAGCAGCACGAGGAAGGUGGUGGAGCACAGCAACCCUGAGAAGUACGUCUCAAUAAACAGCACUGGGGACUUCCUUGAGCUGAGUGAUGAUGGUGAGGAUUGUUUCGGGUUGGAGACAUGCCCUGCAGACUCUCGGUCAGACCCUGAUCAGACUCCCAGCAGCUCUCUGGAUCGCAGCACACGGUACCAGGGACCUUUCCGCUCAGAGGAGAGCCCUGCAGACUCUCAGACUGAUGCUGAUGGGACUCCUGGUGUUGUUGAUAGUACAGUAUCUUCUUCAUCAGGGGAGCUGCCCUUUGGGGAGGAGGAGCCUUCUUCCACAAGCUGUCCUGAGAGCCUUUCCCUCGCUGAGUAUGCUGACGAGAGUCUGGCUGUGAGAGACAGGCAGCCAGCGGUCAUUCCUGAGGAGCGCGUGCAUGAGGUCCCAACCAUCACUGCGGAGGAGCUGCCCAAGGAGGAACUGCCGGAUGCUACAGUCGCCCCCAGCCCUUCCGAUGAGCUUGGCAAUGCUGGCAAGCCCCCAGCUGCACUGGGCAGGGAAAGCCCACACAGCCAAGGCCCAAGUUCCAAUAUAGCUCCCUGGAGUGAUGCACCAAGUCCCCUGAGUGGACGUGGAGAGCAGCAAGAGAACGGGUGGGCAGCAGGGUCUGGGGGUGGCCCCGGCCCUCCUGAGGAAAGGACGAACAUGGGAGAUGCUGGGCAAUGUAUGGAGGUUGAGGACAGCAGCUGGGCCACCGUUGAGGAAGGGAGGGAAUCACAAGACUCCUUUGGACAUCCACAAAAAGAGGAGGAAGAAGUGGAGGAGGGGAAAAAAGAGAAAGAGGACUCUGAAUAUGAAAGCACAAUCCUGGGACCUGUUGAUUUAGCAUUUUCUGAAAGCAGUGAACCCGACAUGGAACAUGAACACAGCGAGCAGAAGCCAGUGGAUUCAGCACUUCCGAUGGACUUUGGCCUUCCUGAAGAGCACCCUGUGCCCAGCCCCACUGCCUUAGAGUCCUCCUGCCCAGGCAGAUCAACACCAGUGCUGUCAGAUGGGACUGGGACUGGCUCUCAAGGGCUUCCUGGCGAGAUGGCACCAAGCCUGGACACACAAGAGCCCUGGGAGGCUCUGGCCACCUCGGGUGCAGAGACAAACGGUGCUGGUUUGGCACACGCAGCCAGUCCAGCUGAUGUGGGGUCGCCCUGUGACUGCGGUUUGAUGCUGCCUGAUCCGAGCCUUGUCUGUGGGGCACAGCCAGAUGGCAUUACAGGCAACGUGGGACCUGCUGGAGAAACGCUCAGGGACAAAUUGGAGCAGGAAGACAAGGAUUGUGCGCCCUCUGCAGAAACGUGGGCGCCUGCUGGGAGCAAAGCUGCCGGCACAGCUGGCCUCGAGUCACCGUGCGGCCAGGGACUGUCACUAACCUCGUCCCCUGACUCCAGUUCUGUCUGCCUCACAUCUCUUGAUAGAGGAACAGAUCCAGGGGCUGCUCAAGAGGACCAGGAGGCCAUGGCAAGCAUCCAGUCUCCAUCACAGAGCGACAUGGGAGAGAGGAGCUGCCUUUCCCAAAGGUGCGGAGGCAACGUUUAUGCUGACCUCACUUUGCUGAGCACUGGUGAAUCAAACCAAGGAGGGAACAAGUUUUUUGUGGAAGAACAGUGUAGCAGUCCUUCUGCCAACAAAAUGGAUAUGCUGGAUGAGUCCUCAGGAGCAAGUGAUGGCCAGGGCUUCGCCUUUGACCGCGCAGCCUUAGCAGGUGACUCUCAAGCUGGAGAGAGCGAUGAUGUGUGCCUCAGCGCAGAGAAUUCCCCUGGCAGCAAUGAAGCGAACACAGGGAUGGUGACUAACCCGCUGCAGGAGCCAGAGACCUCUCCUCCUGACUUUCUGGAAUCGGAGCCCUCCUUGGUGAGAGAGAGGAUGUCUUCCAUGAAGGAGCACCCCAGGCAGCAGCAGAGCUCCCCAGACAGCCAGUCCCCACCUGCCCGUGCAGGCUCAGCUUCUGCUUCUGCCCCGCAACAGGACCCAGUCCCCCGUGGUGGAGACACAGACUCCCCCCACCACUUGUUAGAGCAAAGCGAGCAGGGGCUGGUCCUGUGCCAACACGGGAAGAUGUGCGAGCAAGUAUGUGCUGCAGAGGUGAGCGUGGCUGCCGGGAGUCCGGAUGGUUCCUUAAAGCCCAGAUGUGAAGAACAGGUGAAAAAAGACACGGGUCCGUGGUAUGGAGAGCCGGUGGAGAGCUCCCCCGUGGAUGUGCUUGUGCCAGGUGACCCGGGAUCGAUGCCUCCUUCUCCUCCUCAUGGUCACAAGGCAGGUCUGCACAACGCUAAGCCGGACUCAGUCCUCGGUGUGCACCCCAAGACGCUCUCUCCUGGCACGAGUCCGACCCCAUGGUCCUGCUGCGUGGGCACCUGCCCCAGGUGUGCCAGCCCUGGGGGCCAAGCAGUGAAUGCAGUAGGGAGCUGUGAGGAGGAACCCAUCCCACCAGAGGAUUCAGAAGGAAAGAGCAGCAUCCUUCUUGCCAGUCCUGCAUCUUUUUCAGACGGGGAGUUGUUUAUGCCACUGUGCGAGCCCCAGUCUGUGUGCAACCGCCAGCAGGAGGCCGAGGGAUCCGACACGUCUGCUGAUCUGCACCGUGCCAGCAUGGAGGUGGGAGAGGGAGAAAUCCCCACUCUCCCCUUCCUGAUGUUGCCAUUACACGCGCACAGGGGGCUCUCUGGAGACAGCCUGGAGCUUAGUGACGCUGAGGAUAUUGCAGACAUGCUCCCAAGGGCAGAGCAGCAUCCCAGCAAAGACAGAUGCGUGGGCUUGACAUCUGAAGAUCCGUUUGAGACUUUCUCCAGUGACUCAGACCAGGAGUAUUUUGGAGGGACUUCACAGUCCCUGCUUACAGCCGGGCGUUCCUACAGCAGGAAAUCCGUGGAUGCUGAGGGUACAAGGACUAACUGCGACUCCCCCUCCGCGAGCUCGGUGCGCAGGGAGGGGUGCGGCGAGGACUGGGGCUCGCUGGGCACGGCGGGGGGCUGCUCAUGGGCUGAGCGCAGCUGGCUGAUCGGCCCGGGGGAAACCAGCAGUGGGCACGUUCCACCGUACGUCAAUAUUAGGGACAGCCAGGGGAUCACCAAGGACUACCAGAACUUCGCGGUCACCAAAAAGUGCCGGGAGAGGAUGGGAAAUUUGCAGUCUUCAAAGAGGGGCAACCACCGUGCAAGGCAGUCUUAUUUGUUAAGGUCACUGAUGGGAACUUGGAGGGGUUUUCAGGAAAUCACCCAACACACUUUGGACAUGGAACAUCUUCGUUUCCAUUAUAAGCUAAAACAAAUCCUAAAAAACAGGAAAACACCCUUUUCUACCUCCAAAAGCAUCUUUCCAAAAGACUUUUCUCCUCAGGUGAAGUCUGAGACAUUGGCUGUGCGAGAAGCUCCCGUCCCGCUCUCCCCGCGGAGCAGGAGCCCUUUGCAGGUGACGAUCCUACCCUCCGACUCGUGGCCGAGCAGGCUCGGCUGGCACCGGCGAAGCAGCUGCCAUGGGAACCCGCAUACCCUGUGGCAGGACACCCUCUGUGACAGGAGGAGCAGGGCCACAUCCCAAACCCAGAGCCAGGGCUGCGCAGCUCCCUUCCACCUCAGCAAGCUCAGAUAUGAUAAUAAGCUAAAGGACUUGCAGGGGGACAUCACUGCCAUCCUCGACGAGUACGCCGAGUUCAACAGGGUGAUGCUGAGCAGGGCUGACGCGGGGAGUGAGGGCGAAGGGCCGGUCCCAGAGCACGGGGAGGCUGCGAGCGAGUGGACGUGCAUGUCCCUCCCCCGGAGGAUGGCUGCCUUCGAGGAGAUGAUCACGGACCUGUGCAGCGCGCUGCGUUUCCGCCUGUGCAGCGUGGCCAAAGAGGCCUGCAGCCGCACUGGCAUGUUCUACCUGGUGGAGACGGGCACGGACCCUUUCUUUGCAAGAGUGAAGAGCUUGCUGAAGAAAGACGGCCACACGGAGAUCGAGCCUCUGAGCUUCUGCGAAGCGAAACACCAGGAUGCUGACAGGCUGCUCGUCGUCAUCAGGAACGAGGACAUUUCCUCACACAUCCACAACGUCCCGUGCUUGCUGGAGCUAAAGCAUUGUCCGAACGUGGUGUUUGCCGGAGUGGACAGCCCCGAAGAUAUAACAGGUCACGUGUACCAGGAGCUGUUCCACACCGGUGGCUUCGUGGUGUCGGACAACGAGGUGUUGGAAACCGUAACGCUGGGUCAACUGAAGGAAGUGGUGAAGGUGCUGGAGAGGUUGAACAGAAGUGGGAGGUGGAAGUGGUUCCUUCACUACAAGGAGAGCAAGAAGCUCAGAGAAGACGUCAGGGUGGAUGCUGACGCCCACAAGAAGCACUUGAUCCUCAAAUCGUGCCAAGGAGCCGAUCUCGUCGAGGUGCUGCACUACCACGCCUGCGACUCCCGGUCGUCCUCCAAAUCCCAGUACGUCCAGUGCUUGUUGAACCUGCAGGUUCAGCACGUCAGCGCCAGGUUCGCUGUAUAUCUCACAGAAAAGCCCAGCGGCAGCAGGGAGGUCCUUGAGAGCAAAGGCAUCCUUGUGGCCGAUGUCAACACCUUCCUUGGGACGGUGCAGAAAGCGGCUGCCCCGUUUAGAAGCAGCUACUGGUGACGAAGCGAAGCCGCGGCACGGCUCCUCCCCAGGCCCCGCAGCGCCGGUUCGGGCAUCCUGGGCCUCUGCGGGAUGGCCCCGGCACCCCGGUGGGUUUUGGGUGCUGCCCGCAGGAGGUGGCGGGGGGAAGAUUGGCUUACAUUCUGUAUAUAGAAAUUAUUUAAAGAUGGCUAAUGCAAAUCCUCCCUGGGGAUUUACUUCCUGCCAUCAAGUUGCGUAUAGGACAGAGACUAUUUUACCAUUACACGGUUUUAAAUUAUUGGAGUGUUUUCAAGUGAUUAGUGCAGCUGACGUUGGAAGAAAUAGGAAAAUAAAAAGAAUUAAAAAGCCGUUUACUUGAAGGUUAGGAGCAAUACGAGUCUACGAUAUUAAAUGCGUUUUCCACGUGGCCGCCGCCGUACGUGCUGUACACGGGCCGCCUGCGGUAGCCGCUGGUGCGGGUGUACGUUGUCAACGGGUGUCAGCGCCCGAGCCUGCGGCCGUCCGCGCUACACUACAGCUCAACUCGCCUGUGCUGCCUCUCGGUACCAUUUCACUGCUGGGACGUGAGGCGCGUUCCAGCACGUGGAAACCUUGUAAAUAGCCAGCCAACAGGGUGCAGGAACAAAAGUAAAGCUCUUGUUUUGUGGUAGGUCACACAAACAUGUGCUGGGGAGAAAAAAUGCCACAUUAAAGACCUCUGUAAGAUGCCCUACCUCUGGCUGCGGAGGACGGUGUUGUCCUCUUUUUUUAAUUUUAAUAAAAGGGUGCAAGACAUGCUGUACCAGA